UGGGACGAAUGUAACGUAGGCUAUGACGUCAUGGCCGUCCCAUCAUGCUACAGUAGACAGAGAAGAUACAAUGGCUGCUGCAGACGUCUUGCCUCUUAGCACACAUUGUCAAUGGAUCGUUAUGCUGUCCGGACGAUGUGAUUGAUCAUCUGCGACGGUUUAUUUACGUUUCUAGAGCGAAAGGGGCUAUCUUCUGGUCAACUGACAACCAUCUUAACUCGCCGAUUUGCCUGUUUCUGUUGUAGAAAGGGCGGCCUGUUGCCUGAGUCGAGUUGGGAAGUCAAAAUUUAUGAUAAGCUAGAAAAUUACGGUAGCCAUGAUCUAAGCGCUACUACCAACACGCAGCGGCUCUCGAGAUAUAUAUAUAUAUAUAUAUAUAUAAUAUCUACUUUAAAUCUCUUUACUGCGUCGUUUUUUCUUUCUUCCCUACUUUAUUUGUCGAUUCGAUAUAAUUAAGUAAAUUUACGUCAAAUUUUAUUUCGUAAGUUUUGUUUGUUUUUUGUUUUUUUUUUGAAGCAAAAAAAAAAAAUCAUCUUUGGAUCAAUUUACCUGAUUUAUUCGUUUGAAAAAUAUCGAAAGAUUGGAGCUAAGAAACGACAGGGAGAUUAUAAUAUUUCAAGAUAUAUAUUUCUAAAUAUAUAUCGAGAAAGAAUUUGAUCACUGUUUAUUUUUUUUUCUGUCUAACCCUUUCUACUUAUUUCUUAAGUUGGAAAGGAAUCGUGAUAAAGAGUUUGUGAGAGAGGCAAAAAUUUCUGACUAGUAAUUACUAAUAAUAGCAACAACAAUAAGUCUUCAAAUCAUCACUCAGUGAAUUCAACCAUCUGAAACCAUGGAUGCGUCGUCGGAGUGCAACAUUAAAGUCAUAUGCCGUGUCCGACCCCUCAACGAUGCCGAGGAAAGGGCUGGCAGUAAAUUCAUCCUCAAGUUCCCCACUGAUGAUUCUAUUUCAAUCGCCGGGAAAGUAUUUGUAUUUGACAAGGUUUUGAAGCCUAAUGUAUCACAAGAAUAUGUGUACAAUGUUGGUGCUCAACCCAUUGUUGCUGAUGUCCUUAGUGGCUACAACGGAACAAUUUUUGCAUAUGGACAAACAUCAAGUGGAAAAACUCACACGAUGGAGGGUGUCCUUGACAAACCCUCAAUGCACGGUAUCAUUCCACGUAUUGUGCAAGAUAUCUUCAAUUACAUUUAUGGGAUGGACGAGAACUUGGAAUUUCAUAUCAAGAUUUCAUAUUAUGAAAUUUAUUUGGACAAAAUCAGAGAUCUGUUAGAUGUUACUAAAACUAACCUUUCUGUCCAUGAAGACAAAAACCGUGUCCCAUAUGUUAAGGGAGCAACAGAGAGAUUUGUAUCUAGCCCCGAAGAGGUCAUGGAGGUCAUAGAUGAAGGCAAAAACAACAGACACGUAGCUGUGACAAACAUGAAUGAACACAGUUCGAGAAGUCACAGUGUUUUCUUGAUUAAUGUAAAGCAAGAAAAUGUAGAAACUCAAAAGAAACUCAGCGGUAAACUUUACCUGGUGGAUCUGGCUGGUAGUGAAAAGGUCAGCAAAACUGGAGCUGAAGGUGCUGUGUUGGAUGAAGCCAAAAAUAUCAAUAAAUCUCUGUCCGCUUUGGGAAACGUUAUAUCUGCUUUAGCUGAUGGGAAUAAAUCACAUGUACCAUACAGAGAUAGUAAAUUAACCAGAAUUUUGCAAGAAAGUUUGGGUGGUAAUGCUCGAACUACAAUGGUUAUCUGUUGCUCCCCUGCCUCUUAUAAUGAAUCUGAGACAAAAUCCACUUUACUUUUUGGUCAAAGAGCCAAGACAAUCAAGAAUGUUGUGUCUGUCAAUGAAGAAUUGACAGCUGAUGAAUGGAAGAGAAGAUAUGAGAAGGAAAAAGAAAAAUGUACCAAAUUGAAGGCUACAUUGGCACGAUUAGAGAGUGAAUUACAGAAAUGGAGAACUGGUCAACCUGUAUCUGUUGAUGACCAAGUUGAUCUGAAAGCAGAUAUUCCUGCAGAGUCUCCUGCUACCAGCACAACCAGCCUAGCUGGAAAUAUGGUUGUAUCUAUGAAUGAAGGUGAUCGUAGCCAAUUAGAAGAAGAACGAUUGAAACUGUAUCAACAACUUGAUGAUAAAGAUGAUGAGAUCAACAACCAGUCUCAGUUAAUAGAGAAAUUAAAUGAACAGAUGAUGGAACAGGAAGAAUUAAUUUCUCAGUCUCGUAAAGACUAUGAAAAUCUACAGCAAGAAAUGUCACGUAUUCAAUCUGAUAAUGAAUCUGCUAAAGAUGAAGUGAAAGAAGUCUUGCAAGCCCUUGAAGAGUUGGCUAUGAAUUAUGAUCAAAAGUCUCAAGAGGUUGAGAAUAAAAAUAAAGAAAAUGAAAAUCUUAGUGAUGAACUUAGCCAGAAGCUGAGCACAUUGAAUAGCUUACAGAAUGAAUUGGAUCAAUUGAAGGAUUCUUCAAUGCACCAUAGGAAACGAGUCACUGAUAUGAUGAUUAAUUUAUUGAAAGACCUUGGUGAUAUCGGUGCUAUUGUUGGAGGCAAUGCAGCUGAAACUAAACCAACUGCAGGUUCUGGAGAAAAGAUUGAAGAAGAGUUCACUGUUGCUCGCUUAUAUAUCAGCAAGAUGAAAUCUGAAGUUAAAACUUUAGUCAGUCGGAAUUCUCAACUUGAGAAUUACCAGCAAGAUACAUUGAAGAAAAUGGAAGACAGUGAAAAAGAAUUGUCUAAUUGCAGAUUACUUAUCCAACAGCAUGAAGCGAAGAUGGUCACACUCCAAGAGACCAUCAAAGAUGCUGAAAAUAAAAGGAGAACAAUGGAGGAAAAUGUUGACUCACUCAAUGAAGAGUAUGCUAAACUGAAAGCACAAGAACAAAUGCAUUUAUCUGCAUUAAAUGAGCGAGAAAAAGAAAGUAGUGCAGCAAGUGAAACACGUGAAGUUCUUGAGAAACAAAUGGAGAUGCAUCGUGAACAACAUCAAAAGCAGUUGCAAUCCCUACGUGACAAGAUUGCAGAAAAACAAGCCACUGUUGAUGAUCUCAAAGAUUCCAAUCAAAAACUAACUCUCGCUCUAGAGAAACUCCAAGCUGAUUAUGAUAAAUUGAAGCAAGAAGAGGUUGAAAAGUCUGCUAAAUUAGCUGAUCUGUCGUUGCAAAUCGAUCGCCGAGAACAAGCUAAACAAGAUCUGAAAGGACUUGAAGAAACUGUGGCCAAAGAGCUACAAACUCUGCAUAACCUUAGAAAAUUGUUUGUGCAAGAUCUCCAGAACAAAGUCAAAAAGUCAUGUAGCAAGGCUGAAGAUGAUGAUGAAGACACUGGAGGUAAUGCAGCUCAGAAACAGAAGAUCUCAUUCUUAGAAAGCAACCUUGAACAACUAACCAAGGUUCACAAACAGCUUGUUCGAGACAAUGCUGAUUUACGCUGUGAGUUGCCCAAGCUGGAGAAACGGUUACGUGCUACUAUGGAGCGGGUCAAGUCUCUAGAGUCUGCUCUCAAGGAUGCAAAAGAAGGCGCUAUGAGAGACAGAAAAAGCAAUAUCACCUUUACCAACGGCAGGUACCAGCAUGAGGUGGAUAGGAUCAAAGAAGCUGUUCGCCAGAAAAACCUUGCACGCAGAGGACAUGCUGCUCAAAUAGCCAAACCAAUCCGGCCUGGACAACACCAGUCCAUUACUGCACAAACAGCAGUAAUUCGAGGUGGUGGUGGUGGAAUAGCUCAAAAUGGACCCAUACAUUCAUCUACUCCAAUUAGAGUAGCACCUGAAAGCAAAGCAUAAAAGUUGUAAACAGCUUAUGUUUUUCAAAGAAGAAUGGAAUAUGAAACUUCCUAGUGCGUUCAUUAUUUCUAAAACCUUAAAGGAGAAACUGUUACUCCUACUUCUACAUGAAACGGCAUUUUUUCCUAGUGUGUGUCAUGUGCCUUGCUGAUACAGUGGAGUGCAUGCUGGCUCUUGUCUACCACUGCACAGCACAGGCUGCCAUAUUGGAGUGAUUGAGUGUGUUCUCUAGUGUCAGCCCAGCACAUGUCCACAUUUCCUACAACACAAUACUCACUAGCUGACCUCACAUGCUUUAUUCAAUUGCAGCAUUAUUAUUAUUAGAUUGUCAUUUUGCUACAUAUUUGUCCAUUGGAUUUCUAAUGUGAUUAUGGCUUAUUUUAUUGUCUCAUCUAUUUUUUCUUUGCUCUCUAAUAAUCAAUACGGAAAAAAAAGAAAGAAAUGAUGGCUGAAUUAAAAAAAAAAAAAAAAGAAAUUAGGGAACGUGUUGGAUCAUUUCAAUAGAAUACUUCACAACAUAAUGUUUGGUCCACUUUGAUUUCUUGUGAAGAUGUUAACCAAUCCUCCUAAUGGAAGCCAGCCUGAUAAUUCUCCCUUGACAAAAAAGUUUCAUCAUAAAAACAAUUUUGAUUGUUAAAUUCAAAUGUAACAAAACUUAUUCCCAAUCACAGAGCAGUGCUUUAUUUCAACUUUUGGUUUUUAUUAAAAAUAGCUUAACAUACAUUGUAUAUAAUAUAUAUAAUACAUAGAAACAAAAAUAACCACCAACCCUCAGC
Molecule: messenger RNA, 4533 nt
Organism: Octopus bimaculoides (California two-spot octopus)
Lineage: Eukaryota; Metazoa; Mollusca; Cephalopoda; Octopoda; Octopodidae
Product: kinesin heavy chain
Biological process (GO): microtubule-based movement
Molecular function (GO): ATP binding; microtubule motor activity; microtubule binding
Source: RefSeq, a predicted model, not a curated record